Molecule: messenger RNA, 4569 nt
Organism: Cygnus olor (mute swan)
Lineage: Eukaryota; Metazoa; Chordata; Aves; Anseriformes; Anatidae
Gene: NHLH1
Product: nescient helix-loop-helix 1
Exons: 2
Coding region: 2371-2769 (132 amino acids)
Biological process (GO): regulation of transcription by RNA polymerase II
Molecular function (GO): RNA polymerase II cis-regulatory region sequence-specific DNA binding; DNA-binding transcription factor activity, RNA polymerase II-specific; protein dimerization activity
Source: RefSeq, a predicted model, not a curated record
GGCGUCCCUGCGGGGAGGCUCCAGCAGCCAGCUUCGCUCCUUCCCUCCCCUCCUCCCCGAGCCCAGCCCGGCAGGAUGCCCGGAGCAGCCCAGCAUCAGCUGCAGAGAGAGGUGGGGCCCUGCUGGCGUCCUGGCAGGGGGAGAGGAGCUGGCCCUGGGGGUGGGCAGGCGAGACGGAGCAGAGGAGGGAGCAAGAAAUAAAUGCAAACAGCCCAUCGGGCUCUCGGGGGAGACGGGGGCCCAGGCGGAGCGCUGCCGCGCGUGCGGAGAGAGGAGGGGGACGCAGGGGGAUGUGGGGCUGGUGAGUGGUGCCCGUGCCCGUGGACGUGCGUGUGCUGCUCGUUUUCAUGUGCAAGAGGAGUGAUUUGUGCGUGUUGUGUGUGAGAAGUGUGCGUGGGGCAGGCGUGUGCUGGAUGCGUGAUGUGCGUUGCAUCCAGUGCCUUCUCCAGGCGUGCUGCGCCUCGCGCGCGCGUUCGUCUCGGGGCGGAUGUGGCUACUGCCACGAGCUCAUUAGGCAAAUAUUGUUUUAUAAUCGGUGCCAUAGCAAUGGUGAGGCAGGCUCCUCGCUGCCACCUGAGCCCUCUGCCUCGUCCACCGCACGCCCUGCAAACUCCGAGACCAUCUGCUGAUCCGUGCCACGGGCUGGAGCCUGCCCAGGUGCCGAUGCCCAUCACCUGGGCUUCGCCCGCCUUGCGGGGAGGGGAAGCAGCCCCCGGGGACUGGGAGCGGGGCAAGAAUCCAGCACCUGGGGGAGGGACGGAGGGGGUGAUGGCGGGAUGCUCCAGCAAGCAAACUGCAGGGAGGUCUGGGAGGAUGCGCACAAGUACGUAUGUAUGUGUGGGACGGGGGAUGCACGGGUUUCCGAGCCGGGAGUUUACUGGUAAUGGAGACAAACUGGAGGAGAUUUUUUCAAGACGGAGUUUAAUGCAAGAAUCUUAAAUCUAGGAAGGGUGAGAGGCAGAGACGGUUUAACCCACAAAAGAGAUCAUUGCUUUGUGGUUGGCAGUGCUUCAGAGCAGUACCUGUGUGUUCUGGGUACCUCUUCCUUUCACUUUCUUUUUCUCUCCUCACCAAACUUUACUCCAGGUGAAUUUCACAGCAGCUCACAGGCAGCACCUAUGGGACAGUUGCUGCUGCUGCUGCUGGAGCCUGUCUGGGAGAGGCUCCCAGUGGUCCAGGCACCCACGGGUGCUCACCUGCCCCACGCGCAGACCCACGGCCGGGUGAUGCCCGCUCCCGGCUGCUUGCACGCGGACACACGUGCGUGCCAGCAGUGCACGGACACGCAGCCCGCCUCGCACAUGCACCCACGCCGCGGUGGGGAGAGCUGCGCCGUCGGUCCCGCUGCUUCUGCAGCCGCCUAUCCUCGUCCCACCCCGGCGCAGAGCCUCGCCUGCCCAUCGCUCUCUUGCCACGCUCACUCCCCAUCUCUCCAUUUCUCCUUUAUGAAAUAUGCAUGGAGAACAGAUGUCGCCUUCUCCCGGAGCACCCCCACCCUCCUCCCUCCCUCCCUCCCAGCCCACCACCUCCAUCCACCCUCCAGGACCACAUCCAACCUCCACCUCCCUCCUCUCCCGGGGGCUCCAACCUCCCGCACAGCCAAUGGCAUCCCCCUCUCUUGGCUUUAAUAUUUAUGAGGGGGGGAGCACCGGAGCGGCCAAUGAGGCUGCCGGGGUCGGACCCGGCGUGCGAGGCUGGGGUGUAUAUAUAGCGUGCGGGGCACAUGCCUCCUCGGGGUGUCCAUCUCAACGCGCGGUGGCCCGCCGGCGCUCCUGCCCAAGGAGUGAGAUGCCAGGGCCCCGAGGCCACCGGGGCUCCCCCUGAGCCCCGGCCCCAUCCCGCCGAGCAAGACGCCAACUUUCCACCUCCUCGAUGGACGGAUGAGCCAAGCGGCUCCUGGCUCCCUGGAUUAUUUGAGCUUCUGGAAGGGAAAAGCUGGAGCCCGGGAAUGGUCGGCGGCUUGGCGAGCGCGCCGGAGGAGGUCGGCUCUGACACCUGACGGCUCCAAACCUGGGUCCUGCCGCGGCUGCACGGGGGAGCCCCCGGUCUCUGUGCACCUGCACGGUGCCAGCACCGAGGAUACUUAUUUAUUUAUUGUGUUUCUAUGCAUCCUGCCCUUUUAUUUACAUGGUUUAUUGUUGAAGUCGUCGCCCACCCAGCGAGGAAAAGGGAAAAAUUUUGAAAUUCCCUUGCAGGGACGGUGUGUGAUGAGGAGGAGGAGGAGGAGAAUAAGCAGGGGUUCGCUGUGAGCCGGGGACCUCGUUCAAGCCGAGCAGCUUUGCUUCGACGUGGUGCCCGCGUCAGUCUGUCCUGCAGUGCCUCCUGCCCGAAGCGUCCGUCCGUCUGCCUGCCCGCCCCUCCUCUGCGAAGAUGAUGCUCAACUCGGACCAGACGGAGAUCGACCUGCCCCCGACACACUCCGAGUCCGAGUCCGUCUUCAGCGACUGCGGCCGCGCGGGCAGCGUGGAGGACGCCAGCGGCGUCGGUUUGUGCACCCCGUCCCGCAUGGCCGAGCAGGGUGAGGCCGUGAAGAAAGACCUGCAGCACCUGAGCCGGGAGGAGCGCCGGCGCCGGCGGCGUGCCACGGCCAAAUACCGGACAGCCCACGCCACGCGGGAGCGCAUCCGCGUCGAGGCCUUCAACAUGGCCUUCGCCGAGCUGCGGAAGCUGCUGCCCACCCUGCCGCCGGACAAGAAGCUCUCCAAGAUUGAGAUCCUCCGCCUGGCCAUCUGCUACAUCUCCUACCUGAACCACGUGCUGGACGUCUGAGCCGCCCAGCCUGCGUCCAUCCGUCCGUCCGUCUGUCUGUCUGCCACAUCUCCUACCUGGACGUGUGCUGGGCAUCCGAGCCAAGAGCUCAAGUCCGUCUGUCCGUCCGUCUGCGACCUGCGCCACAUGUUGGGCACCCGAAAUGCUGUGCCUGCAUCCACCCGUCUGUCCGAAUGGACCGAGUCCCCGUCCGUCUGCUCUGCCCCCUCUUUGAACUACGGUCUGUAUUCCCCCACCACCAAGCCCAUGUCCGUCUGUCUGUCUGUCCUGAGCCAGGCUGGCUGUUCGGUCCUUCGGCCGUCUGUCUGUCCUGCUGGAUCUGCUGCCUCAAGGCCGUGCUGGCCGUGUGUGCUCCCAGCUCCUGCCCAUCCUCCUGCUGCACGUCCCGCUGAGAGCGCUGAUGGGAUCCUGAGCCCGCAUCCGUCCUUCUGUCCGCCACGUCCACUGCCUGACCCAGAGCGGGAGCCUCCAAGCCCGAGUUUCUCUGCGUCACCUCUUUUACACCAGCCACAAACCAGACCCGUGCAGCCCCAAGCAGCCCUGGGGGGCUUGUCCAUCUGUCCGUCCGCACCUUCGGCCACCGGGCACCCCACCAGCACAGCCGCUCGGGGCGCUGGGGCUUUUGCUGCCGUUCUGCUCCUGGCGUUGUGCUGGGCACCUGAGGCGCCACACGGGGACCUUCCUGCCACCCCAGCCUGCUCUGCCCAGCAGCAUCCACGGGCACAAAGCAGCCCCUCGGGGUUUGUCCUGGCUUGUCAGGAAGCACAGGGCAUGCUGCUCCGUCACAAGGCACCCAGAGCCACGCUGUCCCUGAUCCCAUCGCAGUGGAGCUGCCUCCACCCAGGGUCUGGCCAAGCCCCUCCAUUACACGUCUGCCCCAAAACCUCCUGCUUUGGGAGCAUCAAACCCCAAACCCAUGCAUCUCUGGCUUUGCUGCCCUGGACUCUAGUGCAAAAUGAGCGUGGAGCCCCCCCGGCCCUUUACUCGCUCUCUUUGCACCAACAUCCGUGACCACCCGGAGCAAUCUUCAUCCCCCUGCCCCCCCCACCCCAGCACUUCCUCUGCCUCCCCAGUUUUUGUUUUUGUUUUUUUUUUUAAGAGUUAAUUUUGCACUGGCAGCAGCAAGAGCACAAGCAGAGCCCUGCAGGGACCAGGACCGAGCCGAACCUCCGCCCAGCACACCAAAAGGCAGCGCUCUGCUGGCUGCAGGACAGGCAGGGGCCGGGCCCUUAGCGUGGGAGCGGGGAGAUGGAGUCGGUGGGCUGGAGGGGAAAUGUUCUUGGCGAGGGUUGGUGCCAGGUCCCGCAAACACCAGGGGGGCGGCCAAGCGGGGACUCCUCCUCCUCCCUCCUCACUGUCUGUCUGUCCUGCUGCCCGCUCCCCGCAGCCCCUGCCCUCCUGGGGUCCUGCACUCUGCUUUUUGCCCCCCUGAGAUGGUCACAGCCAUCCGAGCCCAGCUCAGGAGCUCGCCAGCCUCCCAGCUCCAUCCCUCUCCUGUCACCGCCGCCAGCUCCCACCAUCACCUCGCUCCAGACCUCAUCUCCCCGCUCCCUGCAGAGGCAGGGGACCCGCCGCUACCUCCGUGCCACCGGGUACCUCCGUGCCACCGGGUACCUCCGUGCCACCAGGACGUGCCAGGGGCUGUGGCAUCCCCAAGGGCCAGAGCAGGGCCCCAUCACCACGGCACUCAGCGGCCGAGCAAAGCAGAGCAGGGCAGCCCACCCUUCCCCUCCACUCGCAGACCACGUCCCUGUGCCACGAGGAUAUUUAUUGAAUUAAUUUAUUGAUAAAUGUUAUUAU